CGCGAAGUCUCCGAUAAGCUGAGCGAUCUCCAGUUGACGUCGGAGGAGGUCGGAAGACUGAAAAAAGCCUUUGGAGACCCAGAAUUCCGUAAGCUCUUCAAGGAAUAUGCCGAGGAAAUAUCCGACCCGAAAAAUCGUAAGAGGUAUGAAGAAGAAAUACGCCUCAUGGAAAUGGAGCGUGGAAUGGACGUCGAAUUUGUCAACCCGACCCCUGGACAUUGCUUAAAGACUCGCCAUUGGCCGAAGGUCCAUGCAUCAAAGCUGCAGCAGACCGUGGAUCCGGUAGUAGAUAAAACGGGCGAGGAAUGUGUCAAAGUUUUCAUUAAUGUCUGCAAAUCAGUUAAGAUCGAAUGUCCUGUUAUGAAACCAUCCAAGAAUAGUUAUGGGAAGCCUGUUCCAAAUGCUUGCUACUGGAACCUACCACAUUGCUUUAGCCCACCGCGUGAAGACUUUGAUAAGAAGAAAAACCGUGUCAUGGUCUUUGAUGUCGCAUUUCAUCCCAAAGCUUUCGAAUUGGCCGUCACCAGCCCUGCUAUGCGUCGACUACUCGAUGUUACUGCAGUUGAGGGUGUACAACGAAAUUUUGAUUUGUGUUUGGGUAAGACUGCACAACAAGCGACCAACUUGGCUCAAUUAUUUAAAAACGUCCGUGAUUCCACCUCGCCACCCGGUACCGAUCCGGUUCUUGAAACCACUUCCGAACGUUCGGAGGUGGUUGCUCGUGAGGAAGCCAUUUUGCGGUCCGUCAUCCUACUGAAAGGUGUCUCAUAUAAAGGUGUUGCGCGACCCACCGUCAUCCGACGACAGCGUCCGGACUUCGAACAACGUCAGGCUGAAGUGAAAAAGCGAACAACAGAAGAUAUCGCUUCGUGUGAUGAUCCAGCGCAACGUGAAGCACUGAAAAGGUUGGCUUCUUAUCCAUUUCCCCAGGAGUCUGCAAAAGGUGACAAACACACGAACAUCGAAACUACCAAUUCAAUCGACACCGAUCAACCAGUCGAGCCAGCCUAUACCAUUACCCAUAGCUCGGACUAUGACAUGAUCAACUGCCGAGAUGCACCUGAUGUCAAUCCACUACGUGCGCCAGACCGUUUGCGAAUCACUGUAAAACUUCCGGGUCUAACAUCCAGCUCUUGUCUAGAUUUGGACGUGACUUCGACACAGUUUUCCUUACGUUCCGAAAGACCGGUCAGGUACAAACUGGACCUAAAGCUUCCCUACGAAGUCGAUUAUUCCCAGGGGGUCGCAAAAUUCGACAAGUCAACCAGUACACUGACUACUACGGUUCCCUUAUUACAGAAGAACACUAAGUGUGACCCGCCUGACAGCUUGCCAUCUACAUCUUCGGUGGAUUCCUUAAUUUGUUUAACUCCUUCCCAACCGACGUCCCCACCUUCAUCCAGUCCAACAGGCGAUGAACCGAUGGUUAACUCGACACACAGCAAACGUAAACGUCGAAAACGAAAUCGUCGGCGGUCCUCAACGAGUGGACCAACGAGCAGCACAGUCGUAUCUACUUCCACGGAUGACGUGACCACUUCGAUUGACGUUAGCCAGCCGUUGGACCAUAUGGAUCCUCAACCCAGCGACAUUCGGAGCAACGACACACCCACUGUUGUGCCAAACCAUACGGUUGAAAGUAAACCCGAGACCGUUUGUUCUGCAGGGCUUACUGUACCGGUUAGACAGAUUGGAAUAAACCAGCUCUUGGUAACCAAAGACCGUCGUCUGGCUCCCGUGCGUUUUCGACAAGACCCAUUUUCCGUCUCAAUUCUCUUACCUGUCCGUGGCAUUCUUCCUGAGUCGACGGCACUCAGCUGGGCUGUGGAACCGAUUGAGACGAAAGAACAGGAUGAUUCUGGGGCAAACGAUAGCUCGGAUUCUUCAUCUGUUGCUUUUCCCAUCAAACCACUUCUCCUACUGAUCACAUUUGCAAGCCGUGGAGCUGGUGGAUGCACGAUGGAUUGGGGCGUGGUUUUGCGCUGUCCGUCCAAUGCAGCCGGAACCGAUGUUACUUGCAGGGAACGUUUUUCGCCGGACAAAUUACCCAUCGACUUAGAACCCUCGCAAACCGUUCAAUGGAAAUCUAAUCUGUACUCUUACAAACAGGAUCCUCCAAAAAUCGUUAGUUCGGCAUUCUCAUCGACCAACGCAGUCAUCGUCUUGGCCAAACCACCUCCAGCCUGCUGGGACAACACAUCCCUCCGGUUCCCCAAUAGCGCGCCUCAUCUUUUGAAAAACCCCUCGAUCUGGUGGAAUUCUGUGGCGGUUGGACGUACACUAACCGCUGGGAUGCAAGAAUAUCCUUUUGUUGGUGUCGAAAGCUGUUUAUGUGGGUGUUUGAAGUUAAGCGAUCCAUCGCCUAUUGCUGGAGAAUUCGAUCAAUCAGCUGGUCGUGUAAGGGUGCACGCCCUCUCCGCUGAUUGUUGCGAUAUCUUGUGGACCCGGUCGGAAACUUUUCCACAUCUGGAAUCCAUUCCACCUCUCCCCACAUCUCUUUCCAUAAAAAAUGAACCCACAAAUUGCAGACCUAGGAAGGACUCUUGCGGGUCUGCACCGGUUGCUCUAAAAAGUAUUUUGAAGCAGAGAUCCUAUUCAGAAUCUAGCGGUGACGAGCAGGUAUCCAGAGCGAUCGGUAUAGCUGACACGGGAGUUGACAAUUUAUUCUCAUCUGACGAUUUUCCCACUGCUAGCAGCGGGGAGGACGAUGCUACUACGUCCGCUGCUUCCUCGCAUUCGCAGCUGCCUCCAAUGAUCUGUCGUAUUCGACGUUGUGUCUCGAAUGAAAAACUCGCAUCCACCAGUCAAGCUUUUCAGGUUGAUAACUCGUCCUGCGGACGACAUCGCCGAAGAUCAGUCAAUUUCUCGUCCCAGGAUCAACAUAUCGCAUAUUCACCUCGCGAUACGGUCGUGGCGUUGCAUCAUACGUUGGCCACUCGACGCAAAAAAGCUCUCAAACGAGAAGCUAGACGUCGAAAUCCCAGUGGCGAGGGUCAGACUCCGGAAGCUUGCCCUCCACGGUCACCAAAAAAGAACAAUCGCCAGUCAGUUNGUCAGUUUUUCUCCGGGAACAAUUCGAUUUGCGAUUUCCCUACAGAGACUGGUCAUUCUCUCACCAUGUGCAAUUUGAAACCCGUUGGUGACUCUGAGGACAAUCUAGUCACUGCAGCCGACGAGAACAACGGCAACACAAACGCGGAUUCAACACAGACUAAUCAUUCUUUGAUUCACCCAGACGACGCUCAUGAGAAUACUGUUUCCUCUGACCUGGGAUCAGAAACGAGCGAGUCGAAACAACCGUCAGUGCCAUGGACCGACAGUAGUAACAAGCGCCCUUUGGAGCAGUUCAGCCAAUGUGGUGUAUCUUUAUCUGCUGCCCCCAUCCUCGAGUUAGACGAAGAGUAGGACAGUUUCCGUGGGGCCAUCCCCAUAGAUGUUGCUGUGGUUUCCUUCCAUUUCCAACAAUGAUAUGCUUUCUUGUCAAUCUGGUCUCACUUUAUUCAUCUUUUUCCUCCCUCUGACAAACGGAAGACCUAACUCCGUUUCGUCAAUCUAUCAGUUUAACGCAGCAUGUGAAUACAUACUAGUCGAAUCGAUU
Molecule: messenger RNA, 3598 nt
Organism: Opisthorchis viverrini
Lineage: Eukaryota; Metazoa; Platyhelminthes; Trematoda; Opisthorchiida; Opisthorchiidae
Exons: 10
Biological process (GO): axonemal dynein complex assembly
Cellular component (GO): cytoplasm
Source: RefSeq, a predicted model, not a curated record